GCUGCGUGAGGGUGGGUUAGUACAAGUGGUCGUGUGAACAGUACGUAAUGUGAGUGAUAGUGGUUUCAACUAUGAUGGAGGAUCCGACGCAGAUUCUUUAUACUGAACUUCCCGUUCCUUUGCUGUCGACGGCCGCGAUUCUUAGGCACAGGCAGCAGCAGCAACUUCACAAUCCAUGCAGAUACCAGCCCUAUCAGCGACUGCACCAGCCUCAACUUCAACAUCCCGUCUUGGAACUGCACAGGUUGCAGAGAGAAGUUGAGCAGCACGAGGAGCUGGACUUGCAUCCGGGCCAAACUCACAUUUCCGCGCUUUACCCCGAAAUACUAGCACUGAUCUUUUCCUACUUAGACGUUAGAGACAAGGGUAGAGUGGCCCAGGUUUGUAGCAGUUGGAGAGAUGCAUCCUACCACAAGUCCGUCUGGCGAGGAGUCGAAGCCAAGCUGCAUUUACGUCGCGCGAAUCCCUCACUGUUCGCGUCCCUAGUCAAGAGAGGGAUACGCAAGGUGCAGGUGCUGUCCUUCCGGCGGUCCCUUCGGGACGUCAUCCAGGGCAUACCGAAUCUCGAGUCCCUCAACUUGAGCGGAUGUUACAACGUUGCGGACAUCGGAAUCACGCACGCCUUCACGAGCGAAGCUCUUUCUCUUACAAAUCUCAAUCUUUCUCUCUGCAAACAGGUAACUGAUAACUCGUUGAGCCGAAUCGCCCAGUACUUAAAAAACUUGGAAGUUUUGGAGUUGGGGGGCUGCUGUAAUAUUACCAAUACCGGUUUGGUUCUCAUAGCCUGGGGAUUAAAAAGGCUUAAGAGGCUGAAUUUACGAUCGUGCUGGCAUGUUAGUGACCAAGGAAUCGGCCAUAUCAGUGGAUAUAAUCAAGAUGCCUCCGGUGGAAAUCAAAUGUUGGAGUAUCUCGGCCUGCAGGACUGCCAGAGGUUGUCGGACGAGGCACUCAAACACGUGUCGAUCGGUUUGACUUCCCUUAAAUCUAUUAAUUUAAGUUUCUGCGUUAGCAUAACGGAUAGUGGUUUGAAAUACUUAGCGAAAAUGAAUUCUUUACGCGAACUCAAUUUACGGUCUUGCGACAAUAUAUCGGAUAUAGGCAUGGCGUAUUUGACUGAAGGUGGCUCGCAAAUCACCUCGUUGGACGUUUCGUUCUGUGAAAAAAUUGGGGACCAAGCCUUAGUACACAUUUCGCAGGGACUGUUUAACCUUAGAUCGUUAUCUUUAAGUGCGUGUCAGAUUUCGGACGAGGGACUCUAUCGAAUUUCAAAAACGUUACACGAUUUAGAAACUUUAAAUAUCGGACAGUGUUACAGGGUAACCGACAAAGGCUUGACAAAUAUCGCCGAGGCCCUUUCUCGAUUACAAUGUAUAGACCUAUACGGAUGCACCAAAAUUACAACGGUCGGAAUGGAGAGAAUUAUGAAGCUGCCCGGACUGAAGGUGCUCAAUUUAGGACUUUGGCAUGUCAGGUGAAAAUGUAGAACUUGUUAUUAGAAUUUAUGGUUAGAAACGAAGCACUACCCGUAAAUACAGGUUUGCGUUUAGAUCAAAGUCAAAAAAAAGUCACAGGUGCCAUUUUUUUACAAAUUCAUAUUCCAUCACGGUCAUCUCAUGCUUGAGGGAUCACCUCAAGGUAAAGUCGCCGUUUUGAUUAUAAAAGGUCAGUUGUCUCGCAAGAACAACAUUUGUAAUCUAUAUAAUAACUCAAGGAUUAAAAUAACACAAGCGCGCCGCCGUGGUUUUCCUACCUUGCAUUUUGAGUGGAUUUUGGGCCCCACUGCCAAUUGUUAUUCCUUUCGGUUGCAUGGCAACAAUGUUCCCGCCUUUCAGUUAAUCAAUUCAACAAAAUAUGUUGUCCGCUAUGGAAAAUUAACAUGCUUUGUUUUAGUUUAUCGCGCUUCCUUAUUAAUGAAAUCCCGAAAAAAACAAUUACACGUUUAGCCUUCAGUAGUAAAAUUCUUAGGAAAACUCUUAAUUUCAUUUGUAUUGCUUUUAAACUACCUACUUAAGUUAAUUGUUAAAAUUCUUCAAAAACGAGGAAUAAACGAUCAAAAACUAAAAAUAGAAUUUCGGGCGAGAUCCCUUUUCUCAAUGUGCAACUGUUACAAUUGUAAAAAGUGACAUACACUAACCAACUGUUAUUUAAAUUAUCGCCUAAGUUUUUUAAAGGCUUCCUCGCAAGCUCCUUGUGCUAUUUAUACGAAAAUUUUUAUGUUUUCUACUUUUUUAAGCGCGUACCUUGAAAUUAAAUUUUGAAAUAGAUGUAACCAUGCGUAGUCGGAAGGUUGUUCUUUAUUUAGUUGAGGUGUUUAUCGAAAUACACGCUGAAAAAGGUGACAUGGCCGAACAACAUUAGUUUUUUUGUAGCAGUAAAAAGUACCGAAAUUUGUACAGUUUAUCCGUUUGCUUUCGUUAUUACCAAACUGGUCAGUAAAAUCGACUGGGCGUAUAUAAUUCAAGGGUUGUGUAUAUCACUAAAUUACACAGUCAUCAAAAUAGUUUUUUUUCGUCGAUUACACGGUUUAUCUUUGUACACUCAGAUUAGAUAAAAAUUUGAAGCGUUGCACGUGUAAGCUUAUGCUUAAGAUUAAGAUUCUUAGAGAAAUUUUCCAGAUGACCCUUUCAUGUAUUCAUGUAUUUCUUCAAAUUUUUGAUCAGAUUCAGUACAAAUUUAUGAUGAAAUGCUUGUAAAGUGUUAUCUGCAAAACACAAACAAGAUUACCAAUGGGUCCCAAAAGUGAAUUGUCAAAAAAAAUUGUUUGUGCCCACACUCAAAACGUGCCGGUUAAUGAAGCAAUUGGAAUUUACCUACUUAGUAAGUGUUAAUGGUGAAACUGGAACCGAACAACUUUUUAAAGUAAAAAAAAUUGAAAUCUAUGUAAAACUGUAAAAGUAGUUUGGUAUAAACGCAGCCAUUAUAUUUGAAUUUUUAAAAUUUAUUUAUCCACAUUCAUGAAUUAAUAAUCAAAAUCGAUUUCUUUUGAAAUGGUACCGUGAGAAGCCAUCACGUUGAUCUUUUGAACUUACUGUGUGGGUAGACAAUUUCAAAUGUUCAUAUUGAUAAUACGUUACCCUCCAUCACAAGUAACAGCAUCCGAUAUGAUAUUGGGUUUUUUAAAAUAUUUUUUUCGAGAUUUUUGCAAUAUUUUUCUGCUGAGCAAUGUAAAAUUAUUAAGUGGGAUUCGCACCCAUUUGGUUCUACAACUUAAAGAUUAGGGCAGAUUAGGCAUUGGGUAGGUUUAGUAGCAUUCGGUUGGUUCUAUUUUCACCUCCUUCAAAGCUACAACCAUUCUUGUUCAAAGCGUAGGAAAAGUUUUAAAUUUUUACAUACUUUCUAAAACUGGUGGUUCUAAUUGUCAAAUGCAUUAAUCCGUUGGAAAAGUAUUUUUGCCCUUGAUUUUUAAGUGGGCGGAGGUUUCAGCCAAGGCUGCUCCCCCAAGUUCCAACCCAACCCAUUAUACAUUUACAAACAUCCAUGCCCGAACCUGGAUUCGAACCAGAUACCCUUGGUACCCCAGGAGCUUCAACUCCACUGCACCACACGAGCCGGUCAUACUUAGCAUUAACUUGAAAUACUUUUACAUUUAAGUAACUUUCAUUUAAAUUAUUUUUUAUUACUUGCUCAUUUAAAAACGAAUGUGUCCCCUUGUUAUGCUUUUAAAAUUUUUGAAAUUGUUUUCGAUUUUUAAUACUUUUAAAUAGUGUACCUAAAUAGUUAAAUUGUGUUCCGGUCUGCUUCUGUUUUUAUUAUUUCCAAAGGGCAUUAAUCAAUACUGCACACAGCAUUAAUUUCCCUGCCUAAAUAAAUAGCCCUCCUCUCUACCGUCGGUCUUUUCAUAGUAAAUUUUGAAUCCGAUUAGUCAUAGGGGACUAGUAUCACUACAAAAAAAUGUUUUAAACACAUCGCCUAUGUAUCUAAAUUAUUUAUCAAAUUGUUGCAAAGUAUUAUUUCAUAUUAAAAAAGACGAGAAAAAAGAGGAUUGGAAUUACUUGUGAGGUGUUUUGUUCAUUGCAUUUGUUACCUAUCCUCCAAUAUAUUCUUUUCAUUUUUAAACACAACCCCGAAAUAUUGAAAAACACACAAGGAAAAACACGAAAAGACGUAAGUUUUAUUAACUGGAGGGGGGGGGGGUACUUUCAGUACAACGGGGCCCACCUGGGUGCCCACAUUCAAUAUGCUUGCACUGUGUACGUAUAAAGCACGUUUCCAUUUCAAUUAAAAAAUUACCAUUCUGAAAUAUGUGCGCGUGGUAAAGAGAACACUAGGUAUAUUUAAAUCGUGUACAGAAUCAAUUACUUUCAGUAAAGAUCGGUUCCUUUCGGUACAAGGAUUAAUUUUUGGAAAGAUUCCUCAACAUUUCUUAAACCCGCCACAUACUGUUUUCCAAAAUUGGAUUUAAGUAGAUAUACAUAAAGAAUGCAACAAAAUUUACAAAUGAAAAGUAGGAAUUUUGUGUUAUUUUCUAGAAAAAAGUUCCACCGAUGUAAGUAUAUCAUAGUUACUCGCAGUGACGAACAGAAGAAUCUCGAAAGUAAAGCCCAUACUAAAUCCCUUGUGCUACACACAACCAACAUAGUAAGGGCAUUUUUUUUAAUUUCUGCCGUUUCCGUUUAUAAUAUUUUUUAUACAUUUUUAUUAUAAAUUAUUACAAGGUUUUCACAUAAAUAAUGCAUUUUACUACCUCCACAGUUCUUGAAAUAAUUUUCGAGUUUCGGAUACGUUUUAGCUCGUGUUUUAGUUUUGGAAAAUCUGUAGGAUAUUUUGGAAACGUUUAAACGAGACCUCGGAAGAGACUUAGAAAUGCAAAUGUGUAAGUGGUUUUUAAAUGUUUAGGAAAUCUUUUGGUAACGUGAAUGUCUUAAAAUGUUUAGAAAUUGAUGGCAAAAUGAGAGACAUUUUUUGGAAAUAUCGAAUGAUCCAAUUACUCCAAUUUAAAAACUUUUAAAAUAUCUAGAUAAGGAAAUGUAUGGUAAGCUUUUUGGAAUAUUUUGGAAGAUUUACGCAUCAAUUGAAUAAUAAUCAAUCGACUGGUAAUUGGAAUCGAACAUUUCCAAAACACUAGACAUUCUCAAAAAAAUUGCAAAACAUUUCUCUGUGCAAAUAUCUCGGUAUAUAGACCUCAUUUACAAAGUGAUCUGAUUAGGAAUCAAGGUAUAAUCCACUUUUCUUUUGUUGUAUACCGAGCGCAUUUUCAUCUUUAGACAUUUCCACGUUUUCAAAAUAUCCUACACUUUUCCAAGAUUUCCAUAAAGUUUCAAAAUAAUCGAUAUUCUCAAAAUAUUGCCUGGAAAAAAUCGAAAUUUGUUGCUGUAAUUAUUCAAAAUCCGAAUUUGAACUAAUAAACAAAAUAACAAUUUUUUUGAGUGGGAUGUUAUCAUACUACCCAUGUAAGAAAGAAAAAAGGUAGAAGCUGUUUGGUUUAGAUAUCUUGACGUAGAAUCUAGUGGCGGAGUCAAAAAAAAUUUGUACGACCGUUUCUGAAAUUUGACGCAAAAUUGGUAUUUUUUAAAUGUAACACCCUAUAUAUAAACGUCAAUUUUUUGGAUUCGUUUUCCUGAUUAGGUACACUGACCUAUAUUUUUUUAAUUAGAUAUUAAUAAUAAUAAUAAAGCUUAUUUAAUGUUUCGUAGAACAGCCUACAUACAUUAGUCAAUACAAAAGCAAAAUAAAAAUAUUACAAACAAAAAUUAUAACAACAAUACUUAAUUGUCACGAAAAGAACUCUGUAUACUGAAGAAUUCCUCAUACGAGUAAAACUCUUUAUCAAUAAGAAAUGCUUUAGUUCUUGAUUUGAAUAAAUUAAAAGGUAAAGCCGAGGGUAAAGCCUUAAUAUUGUGAGGAAUAUAAUUAUACAUUUUUAUAUUGAUAUAAUCAAAACUGUUUUGCGUCUUACCAUUGAAUAAUAAAGAUUUAUUAUUCAAUGGUCUUACUUAAACGGCAAAAAGGGACAAAUGCAUUUAAUUUGUUGCGGGUGUCAUAAUUAUGAACAUCGCAAUUUUUAACAAAAUAAUGUUCAUUGCGCUUAACAAAACAAAGGCAAGUAAAAAUAAAAAUAGAUGGAAGCGUUAAUAUUUGGUGAUCAAUGCCGACAAUAAUCUCUAAAUGAAAUGUUAGCAAUAAUCCUCGCAAUAAUCCAUAUUACAUUAUAUCAUAUUUUUCAAAAUUUUGAAAUUAUACGUGUCUACAUCAGUCAUUUUUAUUGAUUAGGAUUGGCUGUCAUGGAUUUAAUAAACAAAACAAAAUCUACAUGAAUCCAUGGCCUACUUUAAAAACCGUAAAAUCGAGCGUAAAAUAUAAGAUUUGUAUUUUUGGUUCAUGGCUAAAAUUAAAAAAAUAUAGGUUCUGAUACAUCAAUGUAUAAUAAAUAAAUAAAUCAAUAAAUGUAAUCAAUGCAAAAAAUUGACGUUGAAAUAUACAGGGUGUUGCAUUUCAAAUAAACCAACUUUGGGUCUAAUCUCAGAAACGGUGGUCAAAUUUUUUUUUCUAAAGGACGGAAUUAGCCCUUUGAGAAAUCUUCUAAAAUGAAUUAGCAUUUGAAAUUGUUUUUGUGCGGUGGUUAAAUGCAUUUUUUUUAGACUUCAAGGGCUAAUUUUGCCCCUUAAGGUAUUUUCCUCGGUAUUUUGUAAAAGAAAUUCGACAAGAAAUUAGAAUUUGAAACUAGUUUUUUGCAGACGUUAAAUAACUGUUCAUAUUCCACCCCUUUAAGCAUCUUGAAAAGGUAGCAACAUUUGUAACCUUUUUUUUUGUAUGGCCGUUUAAUGAUUUGUAUGGUAUCGCAUACCCAAAACAAAGUAGUAUAGUUGUUCUAUACUAAACCACAUUUUCAAAACGAACUAACUCCUGAGCGCUCUGUAUAAACCUUUUGAACAGCUGUUACUUAUUAUAUAAUUAUGUUUAGGCCUUGUUUAAUGAAAUAUGCUUUAAAGCAUGGGCCUAAAAGGUAAUUUAUUGUAUGGAGUAUAUUUUCCAAAAAUUCGAAGAAAUCAAAAUACUUAAUUCAAAAAAAUCUUUCAAUUUAGGCGUAUGAGCUCUAUCUAACAUAUAAUUAAAACAUAAAUCAAGACAUUUGAAAUAACGAAGUGUGAGUCGACUUCUGGUGUAGUCGCAAAUAAUCUUUCUUGACCAAAAAUAGCAAUUUCAUUAUUUACCAUGUAAUGGAGAUUUUCGCGGGGUGCUAGAAAUCCUUUACUCCUAUGAAAAUUUUAGGCAGAACCUUUUUAGAAGUGCAUAAAAUUUCCACUUAGAUCAGUAUAAUAUUUUGAUGUUUAUCCAACGGCCGGUUGCAGGAAAGCGAAUUAUAAUCAAAAUCCUACAUUAUUUGCCAAAUCUGAGUUUAAACAAGAAUUUUGACAUUUGAUUGGUUGCAUACUGCAGUAUAUAGCCAAUUAAAUGUCUUAAUACCGGAUUAAACAAUGAUCUUGGAUUAUUUUUUUGUAUGCACCUGGCCGCUAUACUGGUAAUUUAUUAGUUAUUCCUCGAAAAUCGACGUUACUACACAAAUUUCAAAAGGAGCUUGCUGGAAAGAACAGCUUGGAAAAUUUGAUUCUCUUCUUAGACUUUUUUUGAAAUCCGAUUGGUAUAUCUUUUACGGCUACAAAAGAACUCCUGUGAAAUUACACGCCGCCUCCAUUCUAAAUGGAACAGGCUUUGCCCUUUUUCGUCUAAUGACACCAGUUUUAAAUGAUGGGAAUCUUUUGGGUACUGCCCAACAUUGGUGUAUUUCGUAAAGUUUACCUCACAGAAAGCGUAAAUCUCACGGUAAAAACAACCGCGAUUGCAAAACGCUGGAAAAAGAAAGCAAAAUAAAGUAGCAUUUUAAUUUUCUUUACAUUUUUAACUCGUUGCACUUGAGAUUAGAAUAGAAUAGCCGGUACGUGUAUAAUUACGGUGUCACGUACAUAUAAAUUGUUCAAAGCCGAAGGCUAUCUUACAAUGGCUUAUAAAUGAAACUGAAAAACUCGCUGUCAUGGUAGGAAAACUAUCAUUAACUAUUUUAUAUUGGCGUCGGCGACAAGCGCAAAAGUUAAAAAGGUGGCAUCGCGAAAAGAAAAUUUGGUCAGGGUUAUUCUGCAACCUCCAAGGACUAUUUUGCAAACAAUUUGUGCAAUAAAUGCCGGAGAACCUUGUACGAUAUUUCUUUAUUUGGUAAUUUUGUAACAAAAAUUCAGUGUAUUCCAUGAUAAACGCGAACCUUUGUUGGGUAAGUGCACUGAGCUGUGAUAGUAAAGAAACGAAUGACGUAAAGUUCUUUUACUGUGAAAUACGCUAUAUUAUUAUUAUUAUAUUACAGUAACUAUAUAUAUAUUGUAUAAAGUCGUAGAUAUUACGUAGAGAUAAACAAAAAAUCCUUGACUGUUCGAGAACGCGAAGAUUUUUCGAUUCUGGAAACGCAAACGUCGCCGCUCGCUUGUUCAUUAAAAUUUCGAACAGAAAUUAUGCAACGAUACUAAUUUAAAUUUCAAAUAAUGUUCGGUGGUCAACCUAUUUUUAUAUAUUCUCAUAACACAUUGUUCUAUUUUACAACAAUGAAGCGAUUCCGUUUCGAAAGAUUGUAACAAUUAUGGUGCAUGCAACUCAUUUUUUUUUCAUCGUUAUUAGCGCUUAAAUUUCCAUAUCCAUUAAUCGCUACUAUUCUUUUUUUAUAACGCCAUUUUUCCGUUUGUACACUGGGAAAGUUUGCAAUUUAGUAUGUAAUGGUUUCAAAAUUGUUGGAAUUGUUUGUCUGUCCCUCUGUUACAUGCUUGUUAAGUACUAACAUCUUAGUUUCUUUUUAUGUACUUUUGUUAGCUGUUUAUAUACCAAUUGCGUUUUAUGUACUCUUCGUUUUUUUGAGGCCAUUAAUGAGCCAAGCCCAUAUUUUUGGUGCAGAACAAGUUAUACAUGAAUUAGUUUGUAAUAAAACAAUGUACAGUGUUCCAAAAUGAAUUGUAAAUAAUUAACGUUAAGAAAUCUUUGUUAAUAUUGUGUUGUGUUUUUAUAUUGCAACAAAAUUUAAGACUUCAUAGAUAAAUAAAAAGUUUUUAUCAAUUA
Photinus pyralis (common eastern firefly) is the source of this 9033-nucleotide messenger RNA. RefSeq names its product F-box/LRR-repeat protein 14-like. Bases 72 to 1475 code for a protein of 467 amino acids. Gene Ontology annotation, biological process: SCF-dependent proteasomal ubiquitin-dependent protein catabolic process. Gene Ontology annotation, molecular function: protein binding. The record is from RefSeq and is a predicted model, not a curated record. NCBI's taxonomy places the organism in Eukaryota, Metazoa, Arthropoda, Insecta, Coleoptera, Lampyridae. Gene Ontology annotation, cellular component: SCF ubiquitin ligase complex. The transcript has a single exon.